AUGGCCGCCACCUCGAGCAUGUUCCUCUACUCCCUCACCGUCCAGCCGCCCACCACCAUCACCCAGGCCAUCGUCGGCCAGUUCAGCGGCACCAAGGAGCAGCAGAUCCUGACCGCCUCCGGCUCGCGCCUCACGCUGCUGCGCCCCGACCCGGCCCAGGGCCGUGUCAUCACGGUGCUGUCCCAGGACGUCUUCGGCAUCAUCAGGUCCAUCGCCGCCUUCCGCCUGGCCGGGAGUAGCAAGGACUAUGUUAUCCUGGCUACCGACUCCGGCAGAAUUGCCAUCGUCGAGUACAUGCCCCAGCAGAACAGGUUCGUGCGGGACAAGCUCGAGACCUUUGGCAAGUCCGGCGUGCGCCGCGUCAUCCCGGGCCAGUACUUGGCCUGCGACCCCAAGGGCCGCGCCUGCCUGAUUGCCUCGGUCGAGAAGAACAAGCUGGUCUACGUGCUCAACCGCAACUCCCAGGCCGAGCUCACCAUCUCCUCGCCCCUCGAGGCCCACAAGCCCGGCACGGUGGUCCUGUCCAUGGUGGCUCUUGAUGUCGGCUAUGCAAACCCGGUCUUUGCCGCCUUGGAGAUCGACUAUACAGAGUCUGAUCAAGAUCCUACCGGCGAGGCUGCUCAAGAAAUUGAGACCCAGCUCGUCUACUACGAACUUGAUCUUGGUCUCAACCACGUCGUGCGGAAGUGGAGCGAGCCCGUGGACCCCACAGCCUCUAUGCUCUUCCAGGUCCCAGGCGGCAAUGACGGCCCUAGCGGUGUCCUCGUGUGUGGCGAGGAGAGCAUCACGUAUCGACACUCCAACCAGGAGGCCUUCCGCGUCCCUAUCCCGAGACGGAAGGGCGCCACGGAGGACCCCCAGAGGAAGCGGACCAUCGUGUCCGGGGUUAUGCACAAGCUCAAGGGCAGCGCCGGUGCUUUCUUCUUCCUUCUGCAAAGUGAAGAUGGCGACCUGUUCAAGAUUACUAUCGACAUGGCUGAGGAUGCUGAAGGAAAUGCAACCGGCGAAGUGGCUCGCCUGAAGAUCAAGUACUUCGAUACUGUCCCCGUGUCAACCAGCCUUUCCAUAUUGAAGAGCGGCUUUCUCUUCGUGGCAAGCGAGUUUGGCAACCAUCACUUCUACCAGUUUGAAAAGCUUGGUGAUGAUGAUGACGAGCUUGAGUUCUCGAGCGAUGACUAUCCGACGGAUGCCAAGGCGUCAUACGACCCUGCCUACUUCUAUCCAAGAGCUGCCGACAAUCUGAGUUUGGUGGAGAGCAUCAACUCCAUGAACCCGCUGAUUGACUGCAAAGUCGCAAAUCUGACGGCAGAUGACGCUCCGCAGAUAUACUCCAUCUGUGGCAACGGUGCGCGGAGCACCUUCAGGACCCUGAAACAUGGCCUGGAGGUCAACGAGAUCGUUGCCUCGGAAUUGCCCGGCAUACCGUCGGCAGUCUGGACGACCAAGCUGACGCAAGGUGAUCAGUACGAUGCGUAUAUCGUUCUGUCUUUCAGCAAUGGCACUCUAGUCCUCAGCAUCGGAGAGACUGUGGAAGAGGUGACCGACACCGGGUUUCUGUCGUCGGUGCCUACGUUGGCUGUGCAACAGCUCGGAGACGACGGCCUGAUACAAGUGCACCCCAAGGGUAUCCGACAUAUCCGCAAUGGUCGCGUCAAUGAAUGGUCCGCCCCUCAGCACCGCUCGAUCGUUGCUGCAUCCACCAACUCUCGUCAAGUGGCAGUCGCUUUGAGUUCUGGCGAAAUUGUCUACUUCGAGAUGGACGGUGACGGUUCGUUGGCAGAAUAUGACGAGAAGAAAGAAAUGUUUGGCACCGUCACCUGCUUGAGCUUGGGUGAGGUUCCCGAGGGGCGGCUGAGGAGUUCCUUCCUCGCCGUGGGUUGCGACGACUGCACAGUUCGUGUGCUUAGCUUGGAUCCGGAAUCGACUCUCGAGAGCAAGUCUGUUCAAGCUCUUACCGCCGCACCGACUGCCUUGUCCAUCAUGUCUAUGGAGGACUCCUCAUUCGGCGGAUCCACUCUAUAUCUCCACAUCGGUCUUCACUCAGGAGUAUACCUGCGAACGGUACUUGACGAGAUCACUGGCGAGUUGACAGACACGCGGCAGAAGUUCCUCGGACCGAAAGCUGUAAAGCUUUUCCAGGUUUCGAUCCAGGGUCGCACAUGCGUCCUAGCCCUGAGUUCAAGGACCUGGUUGGGUUACUCAGAUCCCAUAACCAAGAACUUCAUGAUGACGCCACUGGACUAUGAUGAUCUUGAAUGGGGAUGGAACUUCAGCAGUGAACAAUGUGAGGAAGGCAUGGUGGGAAUCCAGGGCCAGAAUCUCAAGAUCUUCUCCAUCGAUAAACUGGGGGAUACUCUAUUACAAGAAUCCAUUCCUUUGACGUAUACCCCGAAGCACCUGGUCAAACAUCCUGAGCACCCAUAUUUCUAUACCAUUGAGUCGGAGAACAACACGCUUCCGCCAGACUUGCGAGCACAAUUGCUGGCAGACCCGUCGGUGGUAAACGGGGAUGCACAGGUGUUGCCUCCGCAAGAAUUUGGAUACCCUCGUGGUCGAGGUCGCUGGGCCUCUUGCAUUAGUGUCGUCGACCCCUUGAUUGAGAAGGCCGUGCUUCAGACUCUUGAUUUAGGGGAGAACGAGGCUGCUGUUAGUGUUGCCACAGUGUCAUUCGCCAGCCAGGACAACAAGACUUUCCUCGUCGUAGGCACUGGGAAAGAUAUGAUUUUAAACCCACGCCAGUUUUCUGCCGGCUUCAUCCACGUCUACAGCAUCAGCGAAGAUGGCCGGACGGUUGAAUUUAUUCACAAGACAAAGGUUGAAGAGCCGCCCAUGGCCCUGAUUCAGUUCCAAGGUCGCUUAUUAGCCGGCAUUGGAAAGACGUUGCGAGCCUAUGAUCUAGGUCUAAGGCAGCUACUUCGAAAAGCACAGGCGGAGGUAGCUCCACAACUCAUUGUGUCUCUCCAGACACAGGGCAGUCGUAUCAUCGUAGGUGAUGUUCAGCAGAGCGUCACCUAUGUCGUCUACAAAUACGAGAGCAACAAGCUCAUUCCGUUCGCCGACGAUUCGAUUCCUCGCUGGACGAAUUGCACCACCAUGGUCGACUACGAAUCCGUAGCUGGAGGCGACAAAUUUGGCAACAUCUGGAUUGUUCGAUGUCCCGAAAAGGCCAGUAUUGAGGCUGAUGAGGAUGGCGGCGGAGCACACCUACAGCACGCCAGAGAGUAUUUACACGGUACCAACCACCGUGUCAGCCUGAUGAGCCACUACUAUACUCAGGACGUCCCGACAAGUAUUAGCAAAACGAACCUUGUAGUUGGCGGCCAGGACGUCCUUCUUUGGAGUGGUAUUCAAGGCACUGUCGGUGUCUUUAUCCCACUGGUCAGCCGUGAGGAUGCCGAUUUCUUCCAGAGCCUCGAAUCCCACCUUCGAAGCGAAGAUCCACCGCUUGCCGGGCGUGACCACCUCAUCUACCGAGGAUACUAUGUGCCAGUCAAGGGGGUUAUCGACGGCGACCUCUGCGAGAGGUUCGCUCUGCUACCUAACGACAAGAAGCAGAUGAUAGCAGGGGAACUUGAUCGAUCGGUGCGGGAAAUCGAGAGGAAAAUCUCGGACAUCCGCACGCGGUCUGCGUUUUAA
Molecule: messenger RNA, 3636 nt
Organism: Neoarthrinium moseri
Lineage: Eukaryota; Fungi; Ascomycota; Sordariomycetes; Amphisphaeriales; Apiosporaceae
Exons: 3
Coding region: 1-3636 (1211 amino acids)
Biological process (GO): mRNA splicing, via spliceosome
Cellular component (GO): nucleus; U2 snRNP
Molecular function (GO): protein binding; U2 snRNA binding
Source: RefSeq, a predicted model, not a curated record